Molecule: messenger RNA, 4110 nt
Organism: Epithele typhae
Lineage: Eukaryota; Fungi; Basidiomycota; Agaricomycetes; Polyporales; Epitheliaceae
Exons: 8
Coding region: 1-4110 (1369 amino acids)
Biological process (GO): autophagy; response to starvation
Cellular component (GO): cytoplasm
Molecular function (GO): protein binding
Source: RefSeq, a predicted model, not a curated record
AUGCCCCCUCGCUCGAAGCGCAAUGCCUCUCGCCGCCAGCACCCUUCUGCUCAACCAACCUCCUACGACGACUCUCUCGCAUCGUACUCCCCCAGCCCCGUCCACAGCAUCAACCUCGGCACCCCCAACCCUCCCCCCAAUCUGCUGUCCUUCGAGCCCGAGGCUCCACCAUACCCCUCCCCUUCCCCCGCCGUCUUCGAGCUAGAACCCCCGCCGUCCGAUCCCGAGGCCGGCCGCGCGUCCGCCGCGAUCCGCGACGCCCACCUUUUUGACGACGACCCCGGCUUCGCGUACACCCCCGACCGCGACCACGACCGCGACAUGUACGUCCAUCACGAGGGCGCGAGCGAAUCCGACAUCGACGACGGGGGCCCCGCUUCCACCUCGACCUCCCCACCCGGCCCCUCUUCGCUCGGGAACCACUUCGCGGUCUCGGACGAGCCGUCGCCUAGAAGGUCUGGCUUGAGCAAGCUCGCCAGUGCCGCCGCAGCCGCAGCCGCUGCCGAAGACACGACCGACGACGACUCGUCGCUCGCCCGGAGUGUGGGGCACAUCCGGGCACCCGUCCUCGCCCGCGACCCGACACCCCUCGAGACUUUCUCCCGGACGAUUCGCAACUAUGUACCCUCGUCGAUCCCGAUCCCCUCGGCGGCACCCUCGCCCCCGCGCGUCUCACGACCAGUCUCGUUCGGGAGUUUCCUUAGCCCGUCUGCGCCGACAGCCCCGGUACUCCAUGCAGCCUCGCCCCCACCCUCUUCUCCCGAGUGGCGUCGUCCAGUGAGUGGCGCCACUCAGAGCCGCGGACACCGGUCCUCCGGAGAGAUGCCGGUAUUCAGCCUCGACGACGACGUGUUACGCGAGGAAGAACCAGAGCGGAGGGCGACGCGGUAUCCGGGUGUCGGAGACACGGAGAGCAUCCUGUGGGCAGGAUGGGACACGCUGUCGAGCGUCAUCGACGGGUCUGGGGAGACGCCGAAGUCCAGGAGCGUGCUCAUGCUCGGGUAUCCGAGCGGGGUUCAGAUAUGGGACUGCCUGAACCUGGGUUCCGUGUCUGAGCUGCUGAACCUGACAGGUGCGCAGUGGGGCGCUGUCGAGUUCGCGGGGGUGCUGCCUGACAUCACGAACCCCGCGGAGGACGAAUUCAGGCAGAAGCGGCCACUGAUUGGCUUCUCGUCACGCACGGCUCAAGGCACUGACUUCGUUGUGUAUUCUUUACGUUCGCAUGAAGUCGUCCACCGACUUCCCGUAAUCGGUCUAACAUCUUUCGCUGCAUCUAGUCAAUUUAUUGUUUUGUGUACAUCAAACCCAUCAACGCUAACAACUAUUUCCGCCUGUACACUUGCGACUCUGUACACUAUAUCGUCCACCUCGCUGAACUCAUUCGCAUAUCCCCCAUCAUACACCUCACCAGUAACCAGUCAUAACAACAACGCAUCAUUCAACGACUUAUCUCAUCUAGAUCUAGACAAACAUUUCGCAACGUCGGCGCCACGACCUAUCUACGCACUCUCUAAUCGCCUCUUGGCGUACGUCGCCCCCCUCACCCGCCCAGAGCCCAUACCCAUACCUACCCCUGGUCAAGCUCACACAAGCUCACCUGUCCCCGCUCUCGAUGCCGCGCAAUCCGCAGGCAAGUUCGGCUUGAACAUAUCUCAGGCGGAGCUCGGUAGUGCCGCGGUCAAGAUCGGCGGCUCAAUGCUAAGCGGGAUGAAGACCCUCGGCGGCAUGGCGUUCUCUGCUGCGCGCGCAGGCGUGAACGCCGCGGUAGAGCAAGGCGCUGCGCACGCGCGAAGCACUUCCGCCGGCGGAAGCGGUGCCAACGGGUUCGGGUUGUUCUUCAGCAAGAGCGCCCCAGCGGCGACCGCCUCUCCGCACGAGUACCAGACUGCAGCGGAUCGGCGGCGCCGAAGCCUGCGCAUCUCUCCCGUCAACACCGCCACUAACGACGGGCUCGCGUCGCCCACACCCACAUCGACGGGCUUUCUGCCUCCUUCAGCGUCGUCCCCCGGCAUGUCCUCCGCGGGGUCUGUUGUCGUUAUCGUUGACCUCCGGAGCCUCCUGGGUGCGGCCCCUGGGACAGAACCGGAGCCGAUCGCGCAGUUCGCGUUCGCCAAGGCGCCAGCACUCAGUGCGUUGAAGUUCUCGGACGACGGAACGAGCAUCGCUGUCUGCUCGAAAGAUGGACACGCUGUACGCGUGUUCCAGAUCAAGCCCACUCCACGGUCCGCGCGGAUCCGCGCCCUCUCAUCCACGACGCGGCGAGAGCCAGACAGUACGAAACGCACGCACGAUCGGCCAAGCGUGCAUCCAAUUCGACGCGCCUCAUCUUCCUCGGACGCCGGCGCGGAGCAUCUCGCGGAGUCUGUCCAGCACGUGUAUACGCUCCGGCGUGGACGGACGAGCGCGAUUGUCGAGGGCGUCGAGUGGGCGAACGACAAGGCGUGGUUCGCGAUGUCUUCGCGCAAGCGGACCAUCCACGUGUACGCAGUGAACCCAAUGGGCGGUAAGCCGGACGGCGCGGGACACCUCAUGGGCAGGGUGGGUAAUCUGCAAGAGCUGGCCGCCCCUCAGACCGAGCUUCCCCCGCUUGUGCGCGUCCGGCUCAAGCAGCUCCCACAGGACGCGCGGAGUGUCCCCGUUGCGUUCACCUUUGUUCGCGGGGCCGAUGGUGCGGUGCCCUCCUCGCUGCUCCCGCCCGCCGCGGUCCACUUCUCUGCGUCCUCGUCGCCUUCCUCGGUCACCUCGAGCGGGUUCGCCAAGCCCGUCUCCCCCGCUCAGCGCCCGACCCGCCCUACGAACUACAAAGACCUUCUCGUGUUCGACCCGAACGACGGCACCCUGGCGCUCCACCGCAUCUUUGUCGAGCGCGCCGCCGUCGACACCGCCGUCGUCCCCGGCUCGAUCCCCGUCGCGGGCGGGAUGAGCAUUUCGCUCCCAGGAGUGGGCACGCUCAGGAACAUGGGUAUGGUCGGGAUGAGCGCGAGCCCGCCGAGUCCGCGUGUGGCGUCGGGGCUGACGCAGAUGAUGGAGCGCGGGACGGAGAUCGUAGGGCGGGAGACGGUCGUCGGGACGUGGGCGCUCGCGAGAGGGGGCGGCUGGCCCGAAGUGAGGCAGGUGUUGCGGAGCGGGAGGGCGGGGAGUGGGACGCUGAGGAAGCUCCCAAAGGCCGACUGGCUCUCCCGUGCAGAGCUCUCGACGUGCUCGUCGUCGCCCAAGCUUCUUCCCCGCCUCAUCUACCUCUCGCACCAGUUCUCGUUCUACGCGCUCAGCGAGGACUACCACGCGCUCAUCCGCUCCGCGCAUCUGGACGUUCCCGCACGGAAGAUCGACGUCCGGAAGCCGAUCGAAGUGAGCGCGUUCGCCACCGGCGACGGCGACGCGUUCGUCCAGGGGCUCCCUGCGCACGCGCACCACGACAUCGGCGGACGCGCCCCAUCUUCCUUCGAUGAGCCGCUCGCGUCCGCGCUCUCCGGGCCGCUCCCCGCGCAGAACCCAUCGCCUCCAGUCCUGCCGAUGCUGCCCAACGGCACGCCCGGGUCCGCGUCGCGCUCGCUCAUCAACGCGAUCCCGAUCCGCCAGGUCGCCGCGGGCCUGCAGGACGGGAUGUCGGAGGGGAUCGGGCGGAUCAGGCGGGAGCUGGGCAAGGCGCGCUCCCCGAAGCUGGUACCGCAGCACCGACGGGACUCUGUCCCGCUCGAGUUUGAUGAAGAGGACGAGGAUUUCGCGGUGAAUGACGUGCAGCCCGUGCAGGGGCUCGCGGACUCGAUAUCGCGCUCGACGUCGAUGGGCACCGUAAGCUCGGAGGCGCACACGCCUAGCGCGCCUGUGAACCUCGACCCGCUUCCGGUCGACCAGGACGCGGACGGGCAGACGUGGUCGGGGUGGGGUCCCGAGGACCAGAAGGCGGUCGAAGACGCGGAGCGGUUCGACGAGAUCACGGUCGGAUUCAUGGACGAGGAGCACGAGACGAUACGGCAGGUGGAGGCGAAGGCGAGCGCGAAGAAGGCGCCGAGGGUGGGCAAGAAGAAGCGCGAUCGACGGACGGCACGGGAUCCUGGACUCGAAGGUCGAGGCGGCGGCCAGGACACGCUGGGACAAAGCAUGAUGUAG